AUAAAUACUAUACAUGAUAUGGAGAACAAUGUUUAUGUGUAAAAUUUUCGGUAACGAUGAUAUCGACAGUAUCGAUAAAGAGUAAUACUCGAAAUAUCAAUGGACUUUUUUCCUGAUGGUUGUCGUCACUGGACCCAAUUGCUUUCUAAGUUUGGCAUCUCUGCGAAAAAGGCAUGCUUGCUGUCUUGAAACGGCAAUAAAAUGAAAUAAAACGGAAUUUGCAAGGAGAUUUUAACUGUGCAGCGUUUAGGUAGUAAUUUAUGUCCAAAAUUAAUCAAAUAACACGCUAUCUGUUGUCGUCGUCACUAUGAUUAAUAUUAUUUCUACAGACCGAACUUGAACGGCAGCCUUAUUUUUAAUGUUGAAUUUUGGAUGAGAAAUACUUUUCUUUUACGAUUGCUCUAGUGGUUCGUCAGACAAGGUAUUUGCCUGCUACGUCACAUGUUGUGCAAAUUGCUUGAAAGUAGUACAGCAGGAUUCAAAAACUACGUGGUGUUAAAAUUAUUUGGUGCACCUAACCUCACUUUCUCUCUUAUACCAGAAAAAGAAUAUGUCACUUUAAUCAUUAUAAAGCAGUUACGUUAGCAGUUAACCCAGUCGGUUUAAUUUGCUCAAUAACAUCUAUAUCUGCUGCGUGCGAAGAGAGGGAUGCCACGCAGCAAGCGUAGAGCGCCCUCUAGCACAAAUCACCAUCACACAUCAAUUGAUAUGUCACCUAGUGCCCAUGAAGAGGGUUUACCAAGACAUCCAUCAAAACGAUUGCGCCAUACGUCUGGAGCAAGGCGGUACACAAAAACAGAAGAUGUCUCCAGCGCAUCAUCAUUUUCUCAGAAACGAUGUAUAACUUGGUUUAGAGAAUAUACAACACCAGAUGAUUCAGAUACUCUUGGCCCUGAAGGAAUGGAGAAGUUCUGUGAAGACAUUGGAGUUGAACCAGAAAAUGUAGUGAUGCUAGUUCUCGCCUAUAAAAUGAAUGCUCGUCAAAUGGGGUUUUUCACUUUGAGCGAAUGGUUAAAAGGUCUUUCGGAAUUACAAUGUGAUUCCAUAUAUAAAAUACAACAAAAGCUUGAGUACCUCAGGAACCAAUUAAAUGAUCCUCACGUUUUUAAAGGAAUUUAUAGAUAUGCCUAUGAUUUUGCUAGGGAUAAAGAUCAACGUAGUAUGGAUAUGGAAACUGCUAGAGUAAUGCUACAGUUACUUUUGGGAAAGCAUUGGCCUUUGUUUACACAGUUCGCUCAGUUCCUAGAUCAAUCUAAGUACAAAGUAAUCAACAAAGAUCAAUGGUGUAACAUUUUAGAAUUUUCUCGUACAAUCAAUCAUGACUUAUCUAAUUAUGAUUUAGAUGGAGCGUGGCCUGUAAUGCUUGAUGAAUUUGUUGAAUGGUUAAAAAUGCAGAGAGGUGAGGAUGCAUCAUCGACAGAAGCAAGGGGGCCUGUAAUGCUUGAUGAAUUUGUUGAAUGGUUAAAAAUGCAGAGAGGUGAGGAUGCAUCAUCGACAGAAGCAAGGGGUAGCUGAAACAUUCUAUUAAAAUAGUCCACUAAAGUAAACAACUCAUCUCCGUCACGAUAUUUGUUAAUAAUGAAAUUUUCGUUAAGUUAUAACUCACGGCAUUUUAAUUACCAUCAUUCGUGGUGUACUAUUUUUUUAUUAAACAAUAUUAGUGCAUUGUAAGUAGCUCAUUCUAUAAUUUUCUUUUGCAAGAGAUCUUAUGAAGACUGUUUAACAAAUCUUCAUAGAUUUAUUUCGAUUGCUUACCGUCAUUCGCAGUUUAUCGAGAGUUCAUAGCAGAAAUUUUUGCGCUUCAAAAUAAAAUUAUUUUAAUAUAAAAAUUAUUUGUGCAAUUCAUAAGGAAUAAUCGAACAUAUUAAUAAUCUAAAAAGCAACACUAAUUGGCUGUUUCAGCUUUGACUUAAUAUCAUUGUAAAUAUUUUAUUUCCUGAAUAUAAUAUGUGCAACUGCAUGAAUUCAUAUAAACAAAUAAGUAGAAGUAAUUUGUCUAUACAUUUUUAAUAUUUCUGUCUAUAAAUAUAGAAUCCAUACCAAUAUUUUAUUUUAUAAAUUAUGCAGCUAAACCUAUACAUUAUCCGCAACAGUUUUUGAAUUUAAAUAUGUAUAAUACAGUUAGGCACAUUUAAUAAAUGUAUUAACAUUAUUAAGUAGGUUCAGAAAUCAAUUAAGAAAUUUUGCCCGAUACUAGUGCGAUUACAGCAAUUAGUAUUCAAAAGGCAGUACCACAAAGUGUCAAUACAAUGUGCUAUUAACUAAGUAGUUCCUGCGGAUGCUACCUAUAUAAAUGUAAAUUAGUAUAAUGAGCUCUUAUUAAAAUAUCAUAUUUAUUAAAGGCAAUUGAAUUCCGA
This is a messenger RNA of Vespa mandarinia (Asian giant hornet), 2357 nucleotides long. RefSeq names its product DCN1-like protein SCCRO4 (gene SCCRO4). Gene Ontology annotation, molecular function: ubiquitin conjugating enzyme binding; ubiquitin-like protein binding; cullin family protein binding. NCBI's taxonomy places the organism in Eukaryota, Metazoa, Arthropoda, Insecta, Hymenoptera, Vespidae. Gene Ontology annotation, biological process: protein neddylation. The record is from RefSeq and is a predicted model, not a curated record. Gene Ontology annotation, cellular component: ubiquitin ligase complex.